GUCGGCACCGCAGUCGUGUGUUCGAUGGUGCGACGACCGGAGCUUGGUGGAUUUGGCUCGCACGGAAAUGCGUCUCGGUUCGUUGUCAUGACAUACAUCCGUGAGGCCAUUUACGGAUUCGACGAUCGAUCGUUAGGAAUCUUCGACCGGCAGUUCGUUUCGUGCGAUCACCGUGGCCUGUCACCGAUAACGCUCGAUUGCGUUCAAACAAACCGAAACACCGAGUCCUCGACGCACGUAAACGAUAACAUCGCGAAUUCCGUAUAAUUUGCUGGACGAUAUUAACUCGAAAAUCUAAAAGGUUCGAUUCGCGAGUUCACCUUUGUUCGUGCCGUUCGAGAACGAUGUGCCUAUGGCUGACGCACUUUGAGUAGCUUAAUCCCGAACGAGGAUCGAGAGACGAGUAGGCGAAACACGGGUAACUGAAUCGAUUCUACGCACAUGGCUUUGCAUUAGAAACUCCAGAAAGUUGCACACGCUACGAGAAACGUUUCAGAGAGAGAAAGGAAGAAAAGUGUGUAAAAAAGACUUUAACGCAAGAUCUCGAGCUAUUUAGUAUUGCGUCGCGUGUUUUAUAUUUUAUUUGACGUACGACCGGAUUCGAGGCAACUCGUCCAAGUGACUGUGUUGUGACCGAACGUUGAGUAGAACUAUCGAUAUCGAGUUCGACGAUAGACGGAAGGAGAGGCUCUCUCGACGGAAGAGGCUGGUGGAAAAGGAGACGGACAGCGCGUGUCUCUAAUUUCCAAACAUCCGAGGAUAAUCAUCGCCGAGAUUGUUCGCGGCCAACGUUACGCAACAUGGCGACGAAAUACGCAAUAAUCGUCAACGAUGCAAGGAAAGAAUACGAGAAGGGGAAGCUAAUUCUGGAUGCUUUGAACAUGGCUGUUCCUAAGGGAUGCAUAUACGGUCUAUUGGGUCCCAGUGGUUGUGGCAAGACCACUCUGCUCUCCAGCAUGGCAGGCGUAACAAAAUUGGACAGCGGCGACAUUUGGAUUCUCGGAGGCAAACCAAAAUCUAAAGAAUCAGGCAUUCCAGGCCCGCGAGUGGGUUACAUGCCGCAAGAUGUGUCGCUGGUCGACGAGUUUUCUGUAAUCAACGCUUGUUACUAUUUCGGCAGGAUCAACGGGUUGGAUAAUCACAUAAUCGAGGAGAGGUAUUUGUUCCUGAAGGAUCUGCUGCAACUACAGCCCAGAGAUCACCUAGUGAGGAACAUGAGCGGUGGCCAGCAAAGAAGGCUCUCUUUCGCGGUCGCGUUGCUUCACAAGCCCGAAUUACUGAUUCUCGACGAGCCAACCGUCGGUCUGGAUCCAGUUUUAAGGGACAAUAUCUGGAACCAUUUGGACAAGAUCACGCGCGAAGAUGGCAUCACGGUUAUCAUCACCACCCAUUACAUCGAGGAAGCGAGACAGUCUGACACGAUCGGUCUACUGAGAAAGGGAAAACUGCUGGCAGAAACAUCACCCAACGAGCUACUGGAUAUGUUUCAGACAGACUCCUUGGAAGAAGCGUUUCUCAAUUUGAGUGCGCGUACUCAAACCAAUUUUCAAGACAGACCGCCUGUCUCGAUAGCUGAAAUGAACAAAAUGUUGACCGUGGAGUCCAUUUACAACAGCGGUUCGAGAAAUCACGCUCUCCAAUGGCGAAGUAGCGCGUGGAAAAGAUGCCACUCCCUGUUCAUGAAAAACUACGUGCAAUUUCUCCGUCACCCCGGGGGAAUCAUGUUCUCGUUGGUCCUGCCGCUAAUGCAGCUGGCGCUGUUGUUCUUCGCCGUUGGCAAGGACCCGACGGGUAUAUCUAUAUCCAUUGUGAACGACGAAGCUGGGGACUGCAAUAAUGGGAGAAAUUGGGGCAAUGUCACUUACGAUGAACGCGACGAUACGUGCAAAUUCGUGGAUCUCAGCUGUAGAAUGAUACACGGGAUCAACGACUCUGUUGUGAAAAAGGUGUAUUAUGACGACUACGAAGGAGCGGUGCGAGACAUCUCGAGACAGAAAAGCGUCGGAGUGAUGUAUUUCAGUAAAAAUUUCUCGAGCGCUAUGGCAGCGAAGAUUGAAGAAUAUUACGCAGUGACGGAGGAGGACCUCGUAGCUAGUCAGAUAGACGUUAUGAUGUACACGCCAGACAGACAAAUUAGCUUGUUCGUGCAAAGAAAAUUAUUAAAAAGUUUUUUUGAAGAAUUCAGGGAGAUCGUGAGGGCGUGUAGAAUUUCUCCAAAGUACGCGAAUUUUCCCAUACGUUUCGAAGAGCCGAUUUUUGGCGAGCUAGAUCAAAAUUACAUCACGAUGAUUUUUCCACCGUAUAUAUUAAUGCUGACGUUUAUUACAACGACGUCUAUGUGCUCGUCUAUAAUCAUAACUGAUCGACAUUCUGGCAUGUGGGACAGGAAUUUGGUUCAAGGUGUGAAAACUUGGGAGAUUCUAAUCACGCACAUCGUGUCUCAAACAUCGUUGAUCGUUGUUCAAACUAUAGUACUAAUCUGUAUAUGCUUUUCCCAAUUUGACGUGCACUGCAAAGGAUCGAUGAUCAUCGUAUGCUGCAUGCCACUGCUAUCAGGAAUUUGUGGAAUGUCUUAUGGUUUCCUGAUAUCAGUUCUGUGCACUUCGCAUACUCUCGUCAAUUACGCGUCUGUAGGAAGCUUUUAUCCAUUGUUUCUCCUCAGUGGACUCAUAUGGCCAAUCGAGGGAAUGCCAGAGGCUCUCAAGUGGAUCAGUUUAACCUUACCCACAACGCUACCAGGCAUCUCGCUCAGAGGUGUUCUGGAGAAAGGGACGCCCUUCGAAGAUCCGGAAGUCUACAGCGGAUUUUUAAUACUAAUAGGGUGGAUCCUGGGGCUCGUAAUGAUUUGCGUCGUUCAUCUAAGGAUGAAGACCACGUAGGACACGUGUGAUCGCGAUGGCGAAAGAAAUAGAA
This is a messenger RNA of Hylaeus anthracinus, 2913 nucleotides long. RefSeq names its product ABC transporter G family member 23-like. Gene Ontology annotation, cellular component: membrane. The coding region runs from base 801 to 2879 and encodes 692 amino acids. Lineage: Eukaryota; Metazoa; Arthropoda; Insecta; Hymenoptera; Colletidae. Gene Ontology annotation, molecular function: ATP hydrolysis activity; ATP binding; ABC-type transporter activity. The transcript has 16 exons. The record is from RefSeq and is a predicted model, not a curated record.